Messenger RNA from Triticum aestivum (bread wheat), 830 nucleotides. Its product is annotated as caffeic acid 3-O-methyltransferase-like. The record is from RefSeq and is a predicted model, not a curated record. Lineage: Eukaryota; Viridiplantae; Streptophyta; Magnoliopsida; Poales; Poaceae. The transcript has a single exon. The annotation marks the transcript as partial. Gene Ontology annotation, molecular function: O-methyltransferase activity.
GUACCAUUUGAAGGACGCAGUCCUUGAUGGUGGCCUCCCGUUCCAAAGAGCAUACGGGAUGACGUUGUUCGUGUACAACAGCACGAACAUGCACGUUAACAGCAUGUUCAACGAGGCCAUGAAGAACCAUUCAACCAUCAUCACCAAGAAGCUCCUUGAGUUCUACAUGGGCUUUGACAGUGUGGGCACCCUUGUUGAUGUCGCCGGUGGUGUGGGUGCAACCAUCCACACCAUCACCUCCAAGUACCCGCACAUCAAGGGGGUCAACUUUGACUUGCCCCACGUUAUCUCUGAUGCGCCGUCCUUCCCUGGUGUGGAGCAUGUCGGGGGUGACAUGUUCGAGAAGGUGCCCUCCGGCGAUGCCAUCCUCCUAAAGUGGAUCCUUCAUGACUGGACUGACAAGCAUUGCACGAAUCUACUAAGGAACUGCUUUGAUGCACUCCCUGCUCACGGCAAGGUCAUCGUCAUGGAAGGCAUCUUGCCGUUGAAACCAGACUCAACAUCCAGGGGGCAGCUGAUGUUCUUAGGUGACAUGAUCAUGCUCAUGCACACCCCAGGUGGCAAGGAGAGGCAACAAAGGGAGUUCGAGGAGCUUGCAAGGGGUGCAGGGUUCACCGGUGUCAAGACCACUCACAUCUACGGCAAUGCGUGGGUCAUUGAAUUCAUCAAAUAAAUUUCAGUAUUAGCUUCUAGUUGUUGCUCCUAAAAUCCACAAAUGACUUUCGAGUUUCCAUCGUGUUUACUUAAUUUUGAAUCAUUAACAUAUUUUACGUACAUAAUAAAGGAUUUGGUACUUAAGUUGUGCGAGAAAUUGCUAUUUCUAUGUUGAG